AUGAAGAGACUUGGUAGUAGUGAUUCAAUGGAUGCUCUUAUGUCCAUCUGUCCUAACACUACAGAUGAACAUGAGCAAGGGAACAAUCAUGUUUACUCGAGGGAGUUUCAAAGCAUGUUUGAAGGGUUAGAUGAAGAAGGUUGUGUUGAAGAAUUAGGCCCAAAGAAGAGGAGAUUAAACGUGGAUCAAGUUAAGGCAUUAGAGAAGAAUUUUGAAGUGGAAAAUAAGCUCGAACCUGAUCGAAAAGUGAAGUUAGCACAAGAACUUGGGCUGCAACCACGGCAGGUGGCUGUUUGGUUCCAAAACCGCCGUGCACGGUGGAAGACUAAGCAAUUAGAGAGAGAUUAUGGCCUUCUCAAGGCCAAUUAUGAUGCCCUUAAACUCAACUAUGAAACUCUCCAAUGUGACAAUGAAGCUCUACUUAGAGAGAUUCUGGACCUGAAAUCAAAGCUAGACGAAGGUGCUGAAAGCAAGAUUUCUGUCAAGAAAGAGGCAGUAAAGUCACAAACUGAUGAAAAAGGCAAUGCUAAAUCAGAUUCUGGUGCAAACUUUGACAACUUUAAAGAAAACAGAUCAUCUGAUAGCACUGAUUAUUCAAGUGCAAUCUUGAAUGAAGAAACCAACAAUAGCCCGACUGCAGCUAUUUCAUCUUCGACUGAGAAAGUGAUUCUUCAUCAGAGCCCACAUGACGAAUUCUUGGAUUUUGUUGAGAAUAUGAAUUGCAGUUUCCAGUUUUCAGACACAAAAGCAAGUAUUCUUGGAGAUGCCCACAAAGCUUAUAUGCCGCAGUCUGUGAAAAUUGAGGAGCACAACUUUUUCUCCAGUGAGGAAUCAUGCAGUACUUUCUUUUCUGAUGAUCAAGCUCCAACCCUCCAUUGGUAUUGUUCUGAUGACUGGAAUUGA
Messenger RNA from Fraxinus pennsylvanica, 903 nucleotides. Lineage: Eukaryota; Viridiplantae; Streptophyta; Magnoliopsida; Lamiales; Oleaceae. The record is from the annotation of a GenBank genome assembly.